Molecule: messenger RNA, 222 nt
Organism: Alternaria arborescens
Lineage: Eukaryota; Fungi; Ascomycota; Dothideomycetes; Pleosporales; Pleosporaceae
Exons: 1
Coding region: 1-222 (73 amino acids)
Source: RefSeq, a predicted model, not a curated record
AUGCGUCUCCUGAGGUACGAGGACGAUGGCCGCCUCACGAUCACCAGCUUCGACGAUGGCGCGAUACCCCCUUAUGCGAUACUUUCACACACCUGGGGGGCAGAUGCGGAGGAGGUGACCUUUGCAGACCUUGCAAGAGGCGGCGGCAAGCACAAGCCCGGGUACAAGAAGAUUCGCUUGUGUGGAAAGCAAGCACAGCGAGAUAGACUGCAGUACUUCUAG